Messenger RNA from Cyclopterus lumpus (lumpfish), 7031 nucleotides. Its product is annotated as E3 ubiquitin-protein ligase UHRF2-like. The record is from RefSeq and is a predicted model, not a curated record. NCBI's taxonomy places the organism in Eukaryota, Metazoa, Chordata, Actinopteri, Perciformes, Cyclopteridae. Gene Ontology annotation, molecular function: protein binding; ubiquitin protein ligase activity. The transcript is spliced from 16 exons. Bases 201 to 2960 code for a protein of 919 amino acids. Gene Ontology annotation, biological process: negative regulation of gene expression via chromosomal CpG island methylation; protein ubiquitination.
CGCGAGAUUUGCUUGGCGCCGCGACCUCAUGUGAGACACCUCCUGCGCGAGCCAGUCCGACGUUACCUCUGCAGAGGAAAACGCAAUGGAGCCCUGAAUAUUUGUCAAUUCUAUCUCGUUUGACCCCAGGAAAACCGUACUCGCAUCCAAAAUACUGCUUCAUCUGCUAUUUAUUUGAGGCGUAACAGGGCGGUGCAACAAUGUGGAUCCAGGUUCGCACUAUAGACGGGAAGGAGACGCGAACCGUUGAGGAUCUUUCUAGAUUGACCAAAAUUGAGUCUUUACGGGUGAAAAUACAGGACAUCUUCAGUGUAAGCCCACAGCAGCAGCGCCUAUUCUAUCGAGGAAAGCAGAUGGAAGAUGGACAGACACUGUUUGACUAUAACGUGGGACUCAAUGACAUCGUCCAGCUGCUGAUUCGCUCACAGACCGACCCUCCGGACAGCCCCGCCACCAAGGACUCCUCUGGUGUGGCCUGUAGUUCAGACCCCCCUUCUGACUCCAGGUCAGAAAGCCACAACUCCCCGGCUCCCGCCUCCCCCGCUGCUAUGGAAACCUCCACCAAUAUAGACAAUGACAGUAGCAGCGUCACUACCAGCACUGUUAACGAAACCAAGCCGGACACCAGUGCGACCGGUAACUCAGCCAGUACCAAAAAUGGGCUCAAGUCCUCCAGUCCGGCGCCGGACCCCCAACCGCCCACAUCCAGCAGAAACACACUAGUCGACAGAGGAAUUGGUGUGUACAAGAUUAAUGAGCUGGUGGACUGCAGAGACGUCAGCAUCGGUGCCUGGUUUGAGGCCUGCCUCGAAAAUGUGACACGCGUUCCCAAAGGACAGAUAGUGCCCACGAAGGGAAAGGUGGGUCGGCCCCCAAAAAGGACUAAUGGAAAGCUGGAGGCCGAUCUGGGACAGCCCCACAGCCAGGGCCAAACCACAGACAGUAACAGGAAUAAUGUUGUGUUAAGCCCUGAGAGCAAUGGAGCCUCCACCUCUCAGACGGACUCUACAGCAGCUACAGAGACCAAGGAGAGAGAAGAGGACGUAAUUUACCACAUUAAAUAUGACGACUACCCAGAGAACGGUGUGGUGGAGAUGCGACCGGUGGAUGUGAGACCACGGGCCAGGACCCUUCUGCGGUGGGACGAUCUCCAGGUGGGCAUGCGUGUGAUGGUCAACUACAAUAUGGAGACACCAGAUGAAAGGGGCUUCUGGUUUGAUGCCGAGGUUCAGACCAUCAACCAAGCUUCCCGCACCAACAAGGAGCUCAGAGUCAAGAUCCUCCUGGGGGGUCCAGGAGACCUAAUCGGGGAUUGUAAAGUUCAGUUUCUGGAUGAAAUCUACCAGGUGGAGACCCCAGGAGCUCGUGCCCUCUCAGCUUCAGAUGGACAAUUUAAACGGAAGAGCGGGCCGGAGUGUAAGCACUGCAAGGCUGACCCUGAAGCCGAAUGUCGCUUCUGCUCCUGCUGUGUGUGUGGCGGGAAGCAGGAUGCGCACAUGCAGCUGCUGUGUGACGAGUGUAACAUGGCGUUCCACAUCUACUGCCUCAACCCACCGCUGGCCACCAUCCCAGAUGAUGAGGACUGGUACUGUCCCACCUGUAAGAACGACACCAGUGAGGUUGUGAAGGCAGGAGAGAAGCUCAAAGCCAGCAAGAAGAAAGCCAAGAUGCCUUCGGCAACAACUGAGAGUCAAAGGGACUGGGGAAAGGGUAUGGCCUGUGUGGGGCGUACCAAGGAAUGCACAAUUGUUCCAUCCAACCACUAUGGACCCAUUCCCGGCGUUCCGGUUGGAACCACCUGGAAAUUCAGAGUUCAGGUGAGUGAGGCAGGAGUUCACAGGCCACAUGUUGGUGGUAUCCACGGGCGCAGUAACGAUGGCUCUUAUUCGCUGGUGUUGGCCGGGGGCUUUGAGGACGAAGUGGACCGGGGAGAUGAGUUCACCUACACAGGCAGUGGGGGUCGUGACCUCUCAGGAAACAAACGGAUCGGAGAGCACUCUUUUGACCAGACCCUGACACACAUGAACAGGGCAUUAGCCUCAAAUUGCGAUGCACCUCUGAAUGACAAAGACGGGGCAGAGUCCAGGAACUGGCGGGCUGGAAAGCCGGUGAGAGUGGUGCGCAGUUCCAAAGGUCGACGCAUCAGCAAAUACGCUCCCGAAGAGGGAAAUCGCUACGAUGGUAUUUACAAGGUGGUUAAGUACUGGCCAGAGAUUGGAAAGUGUGGUUACCUUGUGUGGCGGUACUUACUGAGACGGGACGAUCUAGAACCAGCACCUUGGACACCUGAAGGACUGGAGAGGAUAAAAAAACUGGGCCUUUCUGUUCAGUACCCACCCGGCUACUUGGCGGCCAUGGCUAACAAAACAAAGAAGGAGGCCUGUGCACGACCUGGUCGCGGUGGCCGGACUAAGCACUAUCCCGGGAGGGGGAGGCCACGGAGACGCAAACUCAAGGACAAAGAAGAGAAUGACGAGGAAGAUGAAGACGAGCAGCCAAUGACGAGUGUGGAAGAAGAGGAGCCACAGAGUAAUGGAGAGCAGAACACAACCAGAGAGAGUGCAGAGUCGUCACCAGCGGCAGAGCCUCCCUCUAAAAAGGUGAAGAUAGAGGAGACUUUCCAGUUGUCGGAGCAGCAGCAGCAGUUGAUCCGGGAGGACACAGCCAACAAGAAACUCUGGGAUGAAGCCAUGGGAUACCUUAAAGAGGGACAAAAUUUCCUGCAGAAGAUGGAGCCGCUCUUUAUGUGUGUGUGCUGCCAGGAGCUGGCCUUCCAACCCAUCACCACCGCCUGCUCACACAAUGUUUGCAAGACUUGUCUACAGCGGUCGUUCCGAGCACAGGUGUACACCUGCCCAGCCUGCCGUCACGACUUGGGCAAAGACUACGCCAUGGCCCAAAACGUGACACUCCAGGUGCUGCUUGACCAGUUCUAUCCCGGCUACAGCAAGGGCCGAUGAGGGCGAAAUCACAUUUAUAAGCAGACCACGUACACACACGCACAUGAGCAUCCAUUCUGUGCACCCGCGUAUACCGUCAAGUACCUAGAGCUCCACUUUGAAAUGCAUUGCGCACACAUACUGUACUUACCCACGGGCAAAUGUAUAUUGCAUAUACAGCCAUUUAUGUAUACAAUCAUUCAUACACAAACAACCUCAGUAGGAACUGACCUCAUCUGUUAAACCUGGACUGUCUCCAUUAACAUCACCAGCCUGAAAUUCAACCAAGAACAUUUUUUAUCCGCGCUACUCCUGCCCCCGGAAACGCACACGAACGCACAAAAGGACCCCCGAUUCACACCCACUAGCCACCUCAAGAUUUUGGUUACCCCUCCACUGUGUUCUUCACUGGUUUUAUAAAUUGACAUACAGCACAUUGUUUGAGUGCAAAUUCUUUCAUGGGAAUAUCAUGAAAUCAGCCAUCAGACUCCUGCCAACCUAGAAGCAUUUUUGUCUACCAUGUAUGUAUUUACACCAUAACAAAAUGAGCUUAGCUGCGUCAUAUAAGUGCAGUAUCUUACUGAAAUACAGGGAUUUAGGUACAACAGGACAUAACACUCUCUGCACACUAUUCAGAAUGAGCCACUAGGUCAUGGGACUGAGAGUUGGCCUGUUACGGCAAGCUAAAAGUAGGAAAGUGCACAAUGUUAUUUUUACUUUCGACUCGUUUUGCAGGUUAAUCUGGUGCACAUGCUAGCAUUCUGCUAGCUGCUCAUGUCACAUGGAAUAAUGCCAUUGUUACACCAUAGAAUAGCUCAUGUCUUGCCAGCUGUACUUUCAGUUCAUUUGCAGAGAACAAAUUGGCAACUUUGUCAGGAGAUUUAUGUGUCCUACAAAGCAGCUCCCUCACAUUCUUAGUGAACGCAACAAUGAUCAACAUAACUCUCCCAGAUUUUAUGUGGAGUAAAAUCUUCAUAAACAUACCAAAGACAUGAGGCUGUAGAGCAGGUCACGGGCAAAUAUCUUCAAAAUCUCCUUAAAAGAAAGUAAUUUCUGAUGAGUCAUCACGCCUGAAAGUAAAAUUCACUCUGGAAAUAUAACAAAGAGGAACAUUCCAAAUUAUCAUCUUUCUUUGGCAAGGCACUUUUUUGUUUCCAUUUACAAGCAGCUAGAGCUAAAUGUACAAGAUAAACAAACACAGAUACCUCUCAUAAACCUCUUAACUCAAAUGAUAUAUGACAAAUGGAAGUUCUGACAGAGAUGUAUUUGUACAUUAGAUGAGUACAUGCUGGUUUUUCCCCAUUCAUUUGUUGACCUAAGAAAUACUGUAACGAUGUCAUGGAAAGUAAAGAUGUACAUGCAGCACACCUGAGAUGUGCUGCCUGCAUGUUCUUUCCAGUAACACUGUGGGCUUCCCUGGUGUUACCAAGCAACCACAAUCAAGCAGGACUUCCCACAAAGAUGGUUAGCAUAUUUUGUGCUCAACAGAUAUUCAUCUAUUCCCUGUCAGAGAGUUUUCCAACCAACAUGAUAGUUAGUGGAGUCACACCAUCAGAGGCUCAGAGACCAAUAUGUGCAGUGGUUCCUCCCAUUAUACAGUAUACUGUACAAGCUUGAUAGAAAUACACUGUGUGACCAGUCUCAUUUAGUCGUGAAUUGUUUUUUUGCCGGUCCACCUGUAGGGCAAGAGUGCCUUGUAGCACAGACUAUCAUAAGCUGUGAAGUAGCAAAAGGUUGCAUUGGAUACCCUCUUGUUGCUAUCUUAUUAUUUUUAAUCAGAAAUCUACUGAUUUUUGAAAUUGUAAUUUUAGUCUUUUUUUUAUUUCGGCAAAAGUCUUUUAUGGUUGCUUGUAUUUUGAUAAUGUUUAAUAGUUGAGAACUUAUUUUGUUAAAUGGGAAAAAAAGGUUGUUGAGUAUCAAAAAGGUUUUGUUAGUACUGAAAAUCCGGCAUUGUGUCGACACAAGGACUGAAAAAUGGAAACAAUACCCAUCCCAACAUGGCACUUUUUCAUAUUCUUUACAGGUUUUCAAUAGUGCAUAUUAGAGUUCAUGCUUCAUAUACACUGGUGUAUAUGAAAAGGACACAGUCGUUUUGUGAAUACACUAUUGGAUGUUUCAAUAGGUAGUGUGUUUCAGUACACUUGCACACAACAUAAAUUGAAUAUAUGAACUAGAAGGGCACUCGGACAGUGCAGACCUCCACCAAGGCCAUUUCCAUAAGUGAAAAAUAAUGAGUGUUUCAGCCCUGCACUUCAGAUCUCUUCUAUAAUGUAAUGGGUUCUACCUUGGCCCAUUUUAAAUCCUUCCACCAAGUGUCAUGACAACCGGGCGAGUACUUCUUCUGUAAUCGUGCUGACAAACAGACAAGCAAACCAACAAACUGAACUGAAAACACUUGGUGGAGGUAAAAAUGUGUGCAAGGUAAAGUUUGAAUUAUGUCCAUCACUGCACCCUAUAGUUGGAACUUUUAAUCUGAAAAGGCAUAAAGUCAGCAAACAUUGUCAAUCAUCAGUUAAUCAGUUUGAGAGAGCAAGAUCUGUGUGGAUUCAUCCUAAAACAAGACGAUAGGAACUCACUUGUUCCACUAGAGCAUCAGGUCUAACAUGAAAAUACAAAUGAGGAUUAAAUGGCAGCUGUGAAUUGGAGACAAACCAAAAGUUGUCUAUAAACACUAUUUUUUUAUGCUUAACUUUUCUUAUAAAUUACCAUCCAGUGGAUUCAGCCUCACCAAUGAGAAACUUCCCACUUCAUGUCUUUGAAACCCACUGGGACGCUUCACAGACAUUGCAACAUGAGAAUAUCAAGAAAGACCAGUCAGUUAUAAUUACAGAAUACAACAUGAAAAAAGGAUUAAAAGGAUUUUUAAUUUUUUUUUUAUACAAAAGACCUUGUACAUUAUUCCCCAAAUAGUUUGACAAUGUUUUUUUCUACUAUUUGUUAGUUGCCGCUCUGUAGUCCCACAUGGUAAUGUCAUGUGACAACUGGACCGAUAGAAGCGUAUUGUUCACAUGUGAGGAUGUACACUGCACCCACACAUGUGCUCAGUUAUCGGUUAUCUUCACGUCUUAACUGUUUGAUCUGACACACCAUCGCAUAUAUUAUACAUAUAUGAUAUUACACAGCCCGAGUUAAAAAUGGGCUUUUCUAUCUUGAGCGGCUGACAAAGAUUUACAUCUUUUAUAGUCCUGAUAUGGUACUAAAAUGUCAUGGGUUGGCAGGUCUGAUAGCACCUAAAGCAAAAACAGCAGCACCGUGUCUGCACUGAUCUGAGAUCUGGACUGAGGUCCAGAUAAUGCAUGUGAAAUGGUUUCAACACGUGAGUCGGUCUUGUGGGUAAAUGUAGCCCUCGUUCAUUGACGCCCUCCCGUUUGCCUGUAACUUUGAGGCGCAGCCAUGUUUAGUGUAACAUGCCGCUGUGCACAUCAAUCGCUCCGUUGACCUUCAGGUCCCCUUUUUCAUUGGCCGGCUGUUUCUCUGUUCGUGGUGAUGUCCUUGUUUCUGUUCAAUCAUUCAGGAUUUUUUUUCUCUUUUUAUCAACAACAUGCAAGUACAAAUGCUUCUAUGGUCUUUAAAGCUAACUGUAAUGUGCAUUAAUUCCACUGUUGCUCAAUCUUGUUCCAAGAUUAUUUUCUCCCUGCGUUGACCAGCAAGCUAAUAAAUAGCCCUUGUUUCUUUCUCUGCUGUGACCUUGUCUCCCUCUCCCCUCUCUGCGCUGUCCUCUGCCCUCCGUGAACCUACAGUACUAACACUUUUUAGACGUCUUGUGGACGCUUGGCUUCAGUGCUGUGUUGUUUUUAUUUUUAUUGCACCCUAUUGAAGAAAAACGUUUGAAAAGUUGCAUUUAAUUUUCCUAGAAUGCUUACUAUUAUCUAUGUCUGUACGCCAUUUUUCUACCAUUUUAGUUGCUUCUCUUCUAUUUUAAUCAUUAGUCAUUUUUAUGUGGCGACCUCAAACAUUUGCAGCAUAUGCCAGUCUGAGGAGUUUCAUUGCUUCAUAUUGUGAUCUGAAAUUUUAUACAUGUCAUAAUAAUACUUGAUAUGUACCUAUUAAAUAUUUGGAUUCCAAAAAUAAAACCUUCUCUUUUUGAUUGUA